Molecule: messenger RNA, 9867 nt
Organism: Caenorhabditis auriculariae
Lineage: Eukaryota; Metazoa; Nematoda; Chromadorea; Rhabditida; Rhabditidae
Source: the annotation of a GenBank genome assembly
AUGGAGAAACGAAAUACGUCUCGAAAUCAUAUUCGACGUUCAAUGGGUUGCUCCAAAAAAGGACGAACUUCAGGUUUGAAGCAAAUUUUUUGUGUUUUUGACCAACGAAAACGCUUUUUCAUCUUACACUUCGAAACAGAUUUUUUUUUUUGAGAAAUUAGGAUUUUACACCCUGCACGUGUGUUUUCUUUUACACAAAACGCGGGAAAGAUGAAUUAUCACUACUGGAAAAGAUUUAUAGCUUUCGAGUUUUUUUUUCUCUUUUUGAACCUUCGCAAUUAUUUGAAACGUAGCGCUUUGUAUGUCGGACGAUUCAUCAAAUGUUUUGAGAAAGUCAUGUCAGCCACGUAUUUGUUUAGAAGGAAAACGUCCCCAAAUCGAGCUGUUCUGUUUUUUUCUCAGUUCAAGAACAUUACUUUUUUUGCGAGAUUUUUGAAGCUAUUUUUAAUUUGAGAAAAAGUUCAUUCUGUAGGUAGUAGCGACAAAAAUUUUUUUAUAAUAUUUUUUUCUUAUUCGAUUUUUUGAGAAAAAGUUCAUUCUGUAGGUAGUAGCGACAAAAAAAUUUUUUUUAUAAUAUUUUUUUCUUAUUCGAUGAGGUUAUAAAAAGCAAAAAAACUUUUUGCCAUGUUUAAAGCGAUUCUGCGAAAUUCAGAAUAGCAGUAAGAGAGUAAAAAAAAAUCUAAAUUUUGGAGAGUAAGAGAUAAUUUCAAAAAUAAAAAUUUCACACGUAGUCACAUACUAUAUUUAUACAUUCGUGAACCUCUACUUUUCAUUCAAAAAGAGCUGAGUUAAUUACUUUUUUUCCAGGUAAAAAAACAAAAGCGAUGGUCGAGGCUCGUCGAGGAGGUGGUGCACGGCACAAAAAAGCGACUCCGCCCAUUUUGUCGCACGAUUUCGUGAUCCAAAACCAUGGAGACAUCAUGAGCUGCAUUCUCAUGGUCUUCAUCGUCGGCCUCAUGUUCCCGGUGCGACUUUUUCACUUUUUUUCCUUUUUAAAAAAAUCACGAGAAAAAAACUUUUAUUUUUUUCAAAAACUAGUGAUUAUUCCGGAAAAAAACUCCCCUUUUUUUGGAUCUCUGAAAUUUAACGUUUCUGAUUCGUUUAAGUUUGAAAAAUUCCCCAUAAAUUAAGGGUGAAAAAAAUAGUAAAAAGCGCUUUUUGAAAGAAAAAAAGCCCCAAUAUAUUUUCUCUUUUGAAAAAAAUUAUUCUUGGAUCAUAAAAAGCCUAAAAAGAAUUUUUUUAUGAUCAUUUGUUGCAUUUUUCGAACAUACGUGGGCUAGCAGCCCAUUUAGCACAUGCGGGCCCCCUGAUCCUUUAAGAAGGGUCGAUAAGUUACAGGAAAUCGGUUUAUUUUAUUCAUUAAGCCUUUUUGAAGUUUAUUGAGUGGUGAAAUUAUUGACAAAAAUCUUAUACUAGCGCCAAAACGGUCGAAAAAUACUGAGGCGAAUCGUAUAAAUCAUGUCCUAAAUACUUCAGAAUGAUAGGUAUCGAUUCAAUUUCUUUUUUUAAAAGUGAAUAUUACACAUAUUACAUGUUCUCACAAAAUUUCAGGCCAAUCGGAAGGGUUUGAAAAUUAGUCAUUUUCCGGCCAUUAGAAAAAAAUCAACUUUUUAUUUUCGCUUUUUACGGCUCAAAAUCAUUACUCAUCUUGAGAUAACACCUAAUAACGACAAAUUACUUAACGUCGUUAUUAGGUCUUAUCUCAAGAUGAGUAAUGAUUUUGAGCCGAAAAAUUGGAAACUUCAAAAAAUCACUUUUGAGAGGUCGGAGAAAUCAUUUUUCUCAAAACUCAUCCAACCGGCCUGAAAUUCGGCCAGAUCGUAGAUUCUGAUUUAUGAUUAUUUUUUUAACAUCGAAAUCGGAUCGAUUCUCGCAAAUCGGGAUAGGCCGGGGGGCGGGGCCCGCAAGCCACCAAUUGAUAUUUAUUCUCACAAGCGCAAAAUCUUGUAAUUGGACUGAAAAAGCUUCCAAAAGGUUGCAAAUUGAGUAAUUUGUCGUUAUUAGGUGUUAUCUCAAGAUGAGUAAUGAUUUUGAGCCGAAAAAAAUUGGAAACUUCAAAAAAAUCACUUUUUGAGAGGUCGGAGAAAUCAUUUUUCUCAAAACUCAUCCAAACGGCCUGAAAUUCGGCCAGAUCGUAGAUUCUGAUUUAUGAUUAUUUUUAACAUCGAAAUCGGAUCGAUUCUCGCAAAUCGGGAUAGGCCGGGGGGGGGGCCCGCAAGCCACCAAUUGAUAUUUAUUCUCACAAGCGCAAAAAUCUUGUAAUUGGACUGAAAAAAAGCUUCCAAAAAGGUUGCAAAUUGAGUAAUUUGUCGUUAUUAGGUGUUAUCUCAAGAUGAGUAAUGAUUUUUGAGCCGAAAAAAAUUGGAAACUUCAAAAAAAUCACUUUUUGAGAGGUCGGAGAAAUCAUUUUUCUCAAAACUCAUCCAACCGGCCUGAAAUUCGGCCAGAUCGUAGAUUCUGAUUUAUGAUUAUUUUUAACAUCGAAAUCGGAUCGAUUCUCGCAAAUCGGGAUAGGCCGGGGGCCCUGCAAGCCACCAAUUGAUAUUUAUUCUCACAAGCGCAAAAAUCUUGUAAUUGGACUGAAAAAGCUUCCAAAAAGGUUGCAAAUUGAGUAAUUUGUCGUUAUUAGGUGUUAUCUCAAGAUGAGUAAUGAUUUUGAGCCGAAAAAAAUUGGAAACUUCAAAAAAAUCACUUUUUGAGAGGUCGGAGAAAUCAUUUUUUUCUCAAAAACUCAUCCAACCGGCCUGAAAUUCGGCCAGAUCGUAGAUUCUGAUUUAUGAUUAUUUUUUUAACAUCGAAAUCGGAUCGAUUCUCGCAAAUCGGGAUAGGCCGGGGGGCCCGCAAGCCACCAAUUGAUAUUUAUUCUCACAAGCGCAAAAAUCUUGUAAUUGGACUGAAAAAAAGCUUCCAAAAGGUUGCAAAUUGAGUAAUUUGUCGUUAUUAGGUGUUAUCUCAAGAUGAGUAAUGAUUUUGAGCCGAAAAAAAUUGGAAACUUCAAAAAAAUCACUUUUUGAGAGGUCGGAGAAAUCAUUUUUCUCAAAAACUCAUCCAAACGGCCUGAAAUUCGGCCAGAUCGUAGAUUCUGAUUUAUGAUUAUUUUUUUAACAUCGAAAUCGGAUCGAUUCUCGCAAAUCAGGGAUAGGCCGGGGGCCCGCAAGCCACCAAUUGAUAUUUAUUCUCACAAGCGCAAAAAUCUUGUAAUUGGACUGAAAAAAAGCUUCCAAAAGGUUGCAAAUUGAGUAAUUUGUCGUUAUUAGGUGUUAUCUCAAGAUGAGUAAUGAUUUUUGAGCCGAAAAAAAUUGGAAACUUCAAAAAAAUCACUUUUGAGAGGUCGGAGAAAUCAUUUUUUUCUCAAAAACUCAUCCAACCGGCCUGAAAUUCGGCCAGAUCGUAGAUUCUGAUUUAUGAUUAUUUUUUUAACAUCGAAAUCGGAUCGAUUCUCGCAAAUCGGGAUAGGCCGGGGGCCCGCAAAGCCACCAAUUGAUAUUUAUUCUCACAAGCGCAAAAAUCUUGUAAUUGGACUGAAAAAAAGCUUCCAAAAGGUUGCAAAUUGAGUAAUUUGUCGUUAUUAGGUGUUAUCUCAAGAUGAGUAAUGAUUUUGAGCCGAAAAAAAUUGGAAACUUCAAAAAAAUCACUUUUUGAGAGGUCGGAGAAAUCAUUUUUUUCUCAAAAACUCAUCCAACCGGCCUGAAAUUCGGCCAGAUCGUAGAUUCUGAUUUAUGAUUAUUUUUUUAACAUCGAAAUCGGAUCGAUUCUCGCAAAUCAGGGAUAGGCCGGGGGCCCGCAAGCCACCAAUUGAUAUUUAUUCUCACAAGCGCAAAAUCUUGUAAUUGGACUGAAAAAGCUUCCAAAAGGUUGCAAAUUGAGUAAUUUGUCGUUAUUAGGUGUUAUCUCAAGAUGAGUAAUGAUUUUGAGCCGAAAAAUUGGAAACUUCAAAAAAUCACUUUUGAGAGGUCGGAGAAAUCAUUUUUCUCAAAACUCAUCCAACCGGCCUGAAAUUCGGCCAGAUCGUAGAUUCUGAUUUAUGAUUAUUUUUUUAACAUCGAAAUCGGAUCGAUUCUCGCAAAUCAGGGAUAGGCCGGGGGCCCGCAAGCCACCAAUUGAUAUUUAUUCUCACAAGCGCAAAAAUCUUGUAAUUGGACUGAAAAAGCUUCCAAAAGGUUGCAAAUUGAGUAAUUUGUCGUUAUUAGGUGUUAUCUCAAGAUGAGUAAUGAUUUUGAGCCGAAAAAUUGGAAACUUCAAAAAAUCACUUUUGAGAGGUCGGAGAAAUCAUUUUUCUCAAAACUCAUCCAACCGGCCUGAAAUUCGGCCAGAUCGUAGAUUCUGAUUUAUGAUUAUUUUUAACAUCGAAAUCGGAUCGAUUCUCGCAAAUCGGGAUAGGCCGGGGGCCGCAAGCCACCAAUUGAUAUUUAUUCUCACAAGCGCAAAAAUCUUGUAAUUGGACUGAAAAAAAGCUUCCAAAAAGGUUGCAAAUUGAGUAAUUUUGUCGUUAUUAGGUGUUAUCUCAAGAUGAGUAAUGAUUUUGAGCCGAAAAAAAUUGGAAACUUCAAAAAAAUCACUUUUUGAGAGGUCGGAGAAAUCAUUUUUUUCUCAAAACUCAUCCAACCGGCCUGAAAUUCGGCCAGAUCGUAGAUUCUGAUUUAUGAUUAUUUUUUUAACAUCGAAAUCGGAUCGAUUCUCGCAAAUCGGGAUAGGCCGGGGGGGCCCGCAAGCCACCAAUUGAUAUUUAUUCUCACAAGCGCAAAAAUCUUGUAAUUGGACUGAAAAAAAGCUUCCAAAAAGGUUGCAAAUUGAGUAAUUUGUCGUUAUUAGGUGUUAUCUCAAGAUGAGUAAUGAUUUUUGAGCCGAAAAAAAUUGGAAACUUCAAAAAAAUCACUUUUUGAGAGGUCGGAGAAAUCAUUUUUUUCUCAAAACUCAUCCAAACGGCCUGAAAUUCGGCCAGAUCGUAGAUUCUGAUUUAUGAUUAUUUUUUUAACAUCGAAAUCGGAUCGAUUCUCGCAAAUCGGGAUAGGCCGGGGGGCCCGCAAGCCACCAAUUGAUAUUUAUUCUCACAAGCGCAAAAAUCUUGUAAUUGGACUGAAAAAAGCUUCCAAAAAGGUUGCAAAUUGAGUAAUUUGUCGUUAUUAGGUGUUAUCUCAAGAUGAGUAAUGAUUUUUGAGCCGAAAAAAAUUGGAAACUUCAAAAAAAUCACUUUUUGAGAGGUCGGAGAAAUCAUUUUUUUCUCAAAAACUCAUCCAACCGGCCUGAAAUUCGGCCAGAUCGUAGAUUCUGAUUUAUGAUUAUUUUUUUAACAUCGAAAUCGGAUCGAUUCUCGCAAAUCGGGAUAGGCCGGGGGGCCGCAAGCCACCAAUUGAUAUUUAUUCUCACAAGCGCAAAAUCUUGUAAUUGGACUGAAAAAGCUUCCAAAAGGUUGCAAAUUGAGUAAUUUGUCGUUAUUAGGUGUUAUCUCAAGAUGAGUAAUGAUUUUGAGCCGAAAAAUUGGAAACUUCAAAAAAUCACUUUUGAGAGGUCGGAGAAAUCAUUUUUCUCAAAACUCAUCCAAACGGCCUGAAAUUCGGCCAGAUCAUAGAUUCUGAUUUAUAAGUAUUUUCAACUUCAAAAUCGGAUCGAUUUUCGCGAAACGGGAUAGGCCGGAGGGCCCGCAAGUCAUCAACCGAUAAUCACUUUGACGGCGCGAGACUUAGCUGAAUGUACUACAUAUGGAUCGUAAAUCAAUGAACAUUUGCUAAUUAAUCCAUAACCCAACUUUGAAAAAUAUUUCACAUCAAUAGAUUUUUCUGGAGGGGUACGCUCUUUUCCAAGGGGGGUACGCUCUUUUUCAAGGGGGGCCCGCUCUGACGUCACGAAAAAAUGUGGGUUAGCCCAUGUAUGUUUUCGAAUUCGAAAUCUCAAAAAGACUGAGCACAUGUCUCUCUCAAAUAAACACGCAAUCAAUCUUCUCACUCUUCAUUUUUUUUUCGUUUCUUUUCGAGGAAGUUCAUGCUUGUUUUUUUCAAAGUCUGUUGAAAAAUCCUGGCUUUUCUCAAGAUUAGAACGAUGCUGAAUCCUUGCAUGACCUAGAAUAUCACUGAAAGCGGCCAUUAACUUUUUUUCGUUUAUUAGAAAUUUGAAAAAAAAAAAGAACAGUGGGAAGUUUCUCAUUUUUAGGCAGUUUUCAAAGUAGUUCCGGGAAUUUAGAAAUAUAUGCGUUAUUCGUUUGGAAUGAUUUCGGGUGAUAGGCGAAAUUAAAAAUUUCGGAAGUCGUUAGAAAGUUCUUGUUCCAAAAUAAAACAUCGUCAUACCUUCGAACAUGAAAUUUUCGUUGAAAAGUGACAAAUAACCUCAAAAUUUUCGGAUUUUCGAAUUUUUUAAAUAAUUUUUAUCGAUUUCAGUUGACUUCUCCUCUCGCCGCCGUCUUCAUCGCUCCCCAAUACAAUGAGACGACCAUUAUGCCUUCCGAAAACUCGCGUUCGUUUUUUUUGUUAUUUAAAAACAGUUUGUCGCUUACUUUAUGUUCUGAAAACGGCGGAAUGUUAUUCAAAAAAUUUUCAAAAAGGCUCUAAAAUCAUGUUCAUUUUGCAGAAUACGAAGUGACAGGCUAUCGAAACGGUAUUUUGGACGUUGCCAGCAUUAUUUUCUACACGAUCGCCUGGGUGGUCAUCCACGCGAUUCUUCAGGAAUACGUUCUCGACAAACUUCAGCGUAAGGUUCGGUUUUUCACGAAACUUCUGAAUUUUUAGUUCUUAUUGUUUUAUAUUUCACUGGGAAGUUUGAAUUUCUAAUAAUUUUUUCUAUUAAAAUGGUAGAGAGAAGAAUGAAAAAUAUAUUUGUAAGAGAUCCAAAUUUUUUUAGGGAAAAGUUUAUUCCAUUUCGAGUCAUCUUUUCACAAUUUUUUUUCUUCCAAGCUUUGAAACCCUUCCUUUUGAUGCUCCUUUAAUUAAGACUGAAACUCCAUUUAUAUUAAAGGCGCAUGCACAGAGACAGCGCGUGCGCUUCAAAUGGAAGUUUUCUGUAGCUUGAUGAUAAGAAAAAAAUCGUGACGAGCUGGCGGUGAAUACGUUCUGCUGCAGGGAGUGAGAUGUAGCGUUUCAUUUUCAAAUUCGUUUCAAAAAAGUGAAUUAUUAUGGAUUUCGUAUUAUUUUAGGCUCAAAAGAUGAUAUUUUUAUCGGAAAAUUUGUGAAAGAGAUUUCCUUUUGUUUGGAUAUGUUCAAGACUUUAUAAAUUCCGAAAUUAUGUGAAAAUCUACCUGCUUAUCGUUUAAAUAACCGCCUGAAAAAUGUUUCGCUUGAGAGUUCCAAAUAAAACGUUCUCCUACCUCCAGGCACACUUGUCGAAGGCCUCCAACUUCAAAUUCACUGAAUCUGGUCAUAUGCUCGCUUUUUCGAUUUAUUCCGUCGCUCAUGCUCUUCACAUUCUUCAAGAGUACGUCCAGGGAUACGGCGAUUUUAAGAGGUUUUUUUUUAAAAUUUUUUUCAAGAAGCUUCUUAACUUUGAAUAUUUGUUGAGCUUUUUUUGAAGAUUUAAAAAAAUUCUUUCUUUUUUUCAUUUUUUUCACUCAGGUGUGCUCAAGCUGUGUAUUAUUUCGUAUUUUUGUCAAGAAAAAUUAACUUUUUUUUUCCAGAAUCUGGAUUGGCUAUCCCGAAGAACACCGCUGGAUGUCCUCUGGCUACAAAAUGUUCUUCAUUUUCCAGGUUUUUUUUUCUGAAAGUCUUUAUUAUUGUUUUCUUCUCAGAUCUCCUACUGGCUCCACCAGUUUCCCGAGUUUUACUUCCAAAAGCUGAAGAAAGACGAAAUCCGCCAGAAGACUUUCAUCUCCGUCCUCCACAUUCUCUUCAUCACUGCCGCUUAUUUUAUGAAGUAAUUUUUUUUAUUUUUAUGCUUUCGAAAAAUUUCAAGAAAUAUCAAGAGUAAGCUUUCAUUCGUGUAGAUUUUUUUGGGUGGGUUUUUUUAAAAAUAUAAUUUUCGAAAGUUCAUUUUUUUGAAAUAAACUAGGUUUAUUUUUUUAACUUGAAAUCCUUGAUUUGUGGUUUUUUUUUUCCAAUUUUCGACUUUUUUGAAUUUUUUUUUCCCUGUUAAUAUCAAAGGGAUUUUGCGAUUUUUCAAAAAACCGUCAUAGAGUUCUAAAAAUUACCAAAUUUCGGAGAAUUAGAGUUAACUCAAAACGACAUGAAAUAUCUUUUUUUGACCAAAAAAUUUUGAAAAAACCAAAUCGUGAUUGUACUUAUCAGAAGGGUUAUACUACUUGAAAUUCAAAAUUUUGAUUUUCGCCAUUAAUUUUCUAUUUAUCUUUCCAGUUUCACGCGAAUCGGAGUCGCUCUUCUCCUUUUGGAGUACACCUCCCAGGCCGUCUUCCAUUUUGCUCGUCUUUCCCACUUUUUGGACAAGAAGACCAUCUCCAAGCCAGUGUGAGUUUAUCAUUUUGUUUAAAGAUCUGGAGAAAAAGGCUUGAAAAAAAUCAACUUUAUCGUGGAAUUGAUUUCUUAAUGUUCUUGAUAAGCAUGAUCAACUUGUUUUCUUUCAUUUUCCGUUUCCUCUACAUGAACUUUUUUUGCCACGCCAAUAGAUCACGCAAGAAAAAAAAUUAAUUAAUUUUUGCAGCUUCAAACUGUGGAACGUGGUUUUCGUGUUGGCGCGCAUUGGCUCGGCCGUUUUGGCCGUGAUGACGUUCUGGUACGGCCUCCGCCAGGUUGAAUCGCCCUACGUCGACCCCUCUACCGGAAACUUUAACACCACUUUUGUCAGGUUCGUUCUUUUUUUCAUUGAAAAAUUGGCGAAAUUUGUUUCCGAUUAUUCUCAUGUCUCUAUUGAACUUUUCAACGGAUCGUUUAGCCAGUUUUUCCUCUGUGUUUUUUUAGGAUUUUUCUCUGACUAUUUCCUCAUCAAAUUUACAUAGGAACAUGAAAAAAAUGGAAGUUACGUGAAAAAAGUCAUUUUUCAUGCGAAAGAAAAAGUAUACCAAAUUUUUUUCCUAGCUGAAAAAUCCUCUUUUUUUCUAUAAAAAAACACAAAUUUUAUGUACCCAAAUUUUUUCCAGGCUGAACAUCCUCCUUCUGAUCCUCCUUCUGCAGCUUUUCCAGCUCUGGUCUUUCGUCACCUUCCAUCUGACCAAGUAUAAGUAAGAGUGUACCUUUUAAAACAAAGAGAAUAUGGAAAAUUUCCUUAGGGAAUCGAACAAGAAGAAGGGCGACAAGAAGCCCGCCGCUCAGCCUAUCGCACCGAAGAAAAAGCAAAGAAACGAGGAUUCUCAGUCGGUCAGUUUGCGGAAAAAAGGCCACUUUAGUGUUUUGAGUUCCCUUUGGAGCAGACGAAGUAGGGUUUUCCGAAAAAAAAAAUAGAGAUUUCAGUGGUCAUUAUAGGGUUGAAGCUUCGAGUGGCUCCUUGAGAGGCUUUGAUAAUGAGAAAACUUUAUAAAAAAAAAAUAAAAUUUUUACCUUUAAAAUUAGAAAAUUAGCACACAUACAAAGGUAAAGAGAAACCGAAUAUGUUCUCAAUUUUUGAAGGCUUAUAAUCAAGUCUCAAAAAGUAAUCUUCCUUUUGUAUGAAGCUCAGAAGGAGGAAAACUCUUCAAAAAACAUUUAUCACGAAGCUCGGAAUCACUUUAAUUUUUUCUUGAAUUUUUUACAUUUUCAAAAAAAAAGGAAAUCAGUGAAGUUUCUUAACAGAAAGUUAUCUGAAAACGAAUUUAGCUCCAAAACUACUCUAGGGACUACUUAUAGGUUAAAUUAAAACCUCCGAAAGAUUGUUUAGUGGUCACUAUGGUCGGCUUAUAAGUAAUCUAUACACUUUUUUCUUAUUUUUUUCAUUUUCAAGUUAACUUGUCUUGAUGAUUUCGAUUUUUUUCAGGAAUCUGAGAGUCUCGACCCGAAAACGGCCAAAAAGAAGAACUGA